Gasterosteus aculeatus aculeatus (three-spined stickleback) is the source of this 1761-nucleotide messenger RNA. The record is from RefSeq and is a predicted model, not a curated record. Lineage: Eukaryota; Metazoa; Chordata; Actinopteri; Perciformes; Gasterosteidae.
GCAAAUGUUAAGAAGUUUUAGGUGAUUUGUGAAAACUCCUUUUACAUGAUCUUGUUCUUACUUUUGGAAGAAGGGUGUGUGCAACAUGGUGCUAUAAGUGGAUCACUUUAGACGUCAAGCUUUAGUGCCGCAACAAUGAAAGCUCACUCAGUUUGGUGGUUGGUGGUUCUGGCAAUAUUGAAAAAUGUUUCUUGUAGUGAAAGAACCCUCUUCAAACUGGUCACCACGUCCCUGACAGCUAAAGAGGGAUCCUGCGUUGAAAUCAGCUGCAGAGUCAAUGAAAGAGUGAAAGCUGCUGGUGCUCACUGGUUUUGGAUAAAGGACAUAGUGUGGAGUAAAUCAGUUUUGACUGGCACCGUCAUCUACAGCAUGAAUAAGUCACUCAUUCCUGUCAGCACAGACUUUGCUGACAGAGUGAAAGAAAUCAGUUCUCUUUUACCAGCUUCAGGAGGUUAUCUUACAAUCUCAAAAAAGAGCAGUAUUUUACUCUGCAACUUGAGAAAGUCCGACAAUGGAAAAUAUUUCUUUAGAUUUGAUGGGCAAGAAAAGUGGUACACCGCGGCAGUGCGGCUACAUGUUAAAGACAAUCCAUGCCUGAUCACUUUUAAGCAACCGCCCGUCUACAAGGAAAACAACCCCAUAACGCUCACUUGCUCCACUUUGGGUUCAUGUGGUUCAAACCCAGUAAUCAAACCUCUAAGGCCACUGUCUCCGACUCCGCUCUCAACGUGGGAUUAUGAUGGCAGAAAUAAGAAGAGCACGUCGCUCAGUUUUACUGUUAACUGGCAGCAUGACGGAGAGGAGUUUUCCUGCCAGACAGAUGACAGCGACAGAUAUUUGAUGCGAAAUAUCAGCUUAACUGUGGAAUAUCGGCCCGAGGUUGAGGUGUCCAUGUCCCCUACUGCCACAGUUAGACAAGGAGAUGCGAUGACUUUGACAUGUCGUGUGAGGAGAAGCAACCCGCUACCUCACACCGUCAUCUGGAUCAAGAACGAGAAAGCCCUCAGCGAGGAGAGGACGGAGCGGUACGUCGUCCAGAGCAUCCAGCCUGAGGACGCAGGCGAUUACAAAUGCUCGGCCAUUAACGUCCGAGGUGAAGGAACAUCGGAGCCCUUUAGGGUCAAAGUCCAAUAUGGCCCGAGGAGGACAACCAUUUCCAUCAGUGAAGGUAAUAAACGUGUGGGAGUUGGUAAAUCUCUGACAUUUUAUUGUCAAACUGAGGCCAAUCCCGCCCCGCAUGGAUACUCCUGGUACCGAGACAAUGAAACCAUGGAGAUUGACUCCUCACGGUGGAAGUACGAGACAACCAGAGAUAACAAACGAACGCUGGUCACAGUAGAGAGAACAGAUCAAGGUUGUUACACGUGCAAAGCAACCAACUUCAUCAAUACAGGGAAGCAAAGCGAGCCAGUGUGCAUAGAAGUGCUCUAUGCUCCCAGCAGUCCAUCGCUAUCCAUGAAGACCGAGGUCAGGGAAGGUCAGCUGGUCACCAUCAGCUGCAGCGUUGAAAGCUCCCCGCCCUCAAAGCUCACCUUGACACUGACCUCAGAGUCAAAUCCUCCAUCUUCAAAGGUGCUUUUCACUCAUCCUGGUAGUGACCGGCGGCCCAACAAUCUCAACCACACGUUUCACGUCACUUCCACUCACGCUGGCGUCUACACCUGCGACGCCACCAACACCGAAGGCUCAACGACCAGCGAACGGAAGAAGCUGGUGGUGAAAUGUGAGCAAAAGAAACUUGUUCCAAAGGAAACGAUUUAG